UUUACCAUUAUAACAUUAACAACUAUGACAAACACUGCAUGGGAUUCAAGCUUUAUUAAUCGUACUACAGCAGUCCCUGACACGGGAAACACUUCAUUAAGGGCCGUUGAAAAUAAAAAUACAAGAAACAUAUCCAUUGAAUUUUCGACGGCUUUUUCGCGAUGGUUUUGUUAUGAGAACAAACAGCCUAUUGAAGGCUAUAAAGCCAAGUGUUGCAAAGAUGAAUAUGAUAGAUAUGAAGAGCGAUGGUUUAACGGUGGAUAUUACAUAACUACAUUACUAGAGAGAUUGGAAAGAUGGCAGUGUGAGGAAUUUAAAAUGGAAUGCACGAAUCGAACUUACAAUUUCACAACUUUUACUGAUUUAGUUUACGAUAAAUUUUGUGAUCGAAGAAGUAUGGAGUUUAAGUGUAAAUCAGUUGUAACUUCAGCUGUUGAAGAUUAUGAAUUCUUAGAUUCGUCUGACAUUGAAAAACUCGAAUGGAUGACUUUGGCGAAUUCACUCGUAUCGUCUAAAAUGAAGAUACACGAUGUCAUAAAACCUUGCAUUCAAAUUGCCAUCUUUGACAGUAAUUCUGGCGGAGUGGGAAGAAUCCAUGAAAUCGUGGAACCGUAUUUACCGUUCUGUGGCUUAUUAUGGGAUGGAUAUGACAUAGACACUGCAGAAAAUGUAACCGUAUCGGCUUGGACAAACCUUAAUGUGGGAUGUGCAAUCGGAGUUGGAAUAUGCAUGGCCGUGAUGAUAAUUGCAGGCAUCGCAACAAUAAUAGCUAACGUGACAAUCUUAGCCGUUUUUGCCACAAAUAAAAAACUAAGGAACACACAAUCUAUCUAUCAAAUAUCUUUGGCCAUAGCUGACUUGAUUGUCGGGCUCAUGGUCUGGCCUAACAUGAUCGUGAUGCAAUUUCUCGUUUUUAUCAACCCACGAUUGAUGGGUGACGUCAUCACUUUGGAAUCAUUGACGGAUGACGGCAAAACUGCGUAUUUCCCGAACUCAAAUGGUAGUUGGGUGCAAAGAUUCCCGGGUGGGACAUUCGGAGAAGCCAUUUAUCGUCCAUAUAUGAAUUAUUUAGGAUUUUUCACAAAUAUGAGCAUUACGGUAUCGAUAUAUACUCUAAUGGCCGCCAGUAUUCAUCGUUUACGUGCAGUUUCAUCGCCGUUAAAUUACCAUAACGACAAUGUUAAAAAGCAUGCAUACGUGGCGUGUAUCAUCAUCUGGGUAAUAUCAGUCAUCACGAGCAUUCUGCCAGUACUUGUGCGAUCAAUACAAUACACUGCUAUAUCAUCAAUUAUGAUCGCGCCUGAAAAUGGAAACGCACUGUUGCUCGUCACAUUCGUGUUACCGCUCAUCACAACAUGGAUUGUCUCUGCAGCUACGUUAGAAGUAUCAAGACGCUACGCUCAAAAACGAAGCAGUCUCUCCUCUCACCAAAAUGCUGCAAAUUUAGAAAAACGAAUGGCUCGAACUCUUGGACUCAUGGUCGGUGUUUUCAGCAUCAGCGUUUUGCCAGCUACAAUGUGUAUUGCCGUUGGCCUUGUUCCAGAAACUGUGUUUUACUGGACGGACCCACAAAGGCUCAAUGUUACAAAUGCGAACAUUUAUAUGUCGUUUUCUUACAUAUCCAUCAUAAUUCUAACUGCUAAUAGCUUAUGGAACUGCUUCAUAUACAGUUUGAGGAAUUUGGAAUUUCGUAAAGCUGCAGUGGGAAUUUAUACAAAAAUGUUCCAUGCCAUCGGAAUAGCCCAAAGACUAAAUGAAGCUAGAAUUAUCGGCCCGGCAUCAAAAUCUGAUUCAACAGUUAACAAUAAUACUGUUCGGAAAGUCUGAAUGAUAUCUGUGACAUUAGUUCGCAAACGGCGGGGCGCGACCCACAAAGGGGCGUAGACAAUUAUUCGAGAGGCCGAGAAGCUAAUUGUAAAUAAAAAUAUUUGUUAAAUUUGAUCUUGCACGCCUAAUUCUGGAUAUUUACAUUUCUUUUAUUUGAAUAUUCACGUUCCACUCACGUAUUUUUCGAACGAGAUUUUAAAAAAAAACAUACUUUCGUCUUACUAUUUGUAGCCUAUUGUUAGCUGGUUAUUUUUGAGGUGGGGAGCGAGACUCGACAACUUCUAAAAAUGGGGCUCGGCUUGAAAAGUUUGAGAACCACUGAAAUCGAUGCCAUAUAUAUCGUCAGAUGCUUAUUGACUAUUCGUUCAUUGCCUGUUUCUUUCUCAGUAUGCUUACUAUAUUCAUUUGUUUGAUC
This is a messenger RNA of Styela clava, 2242 nucleotides long. RefSeq lists its product as uncharacterized. Gene Ontology annotation, biological process: G protein-coupled receptor signaling pathway. The record is from RefSeq and is a predicted model, not a curated record. Gene Ontology annotation, cellular component: plasma membrane. NCBI's taxonomy places the organism in Eukaryota, Metazoa, Chordata, Ascidiacea, Stolidobranchia, Styelidae. Gene Ontology annotation, molecular function: G protein-coupled receptor activity.